Messenger RNA from Mycosarcoma maydis (corn smut), 3621 nucleotides. RefSeq lists its product as uncharacterized. The transcript has a single exon. The coding region runs from base 1 to 3621 and encodes 1206 amino acids. Gene Ontology annotation, biological process: DNA replication initiation; mitotic G2 DNA damage checkpoint signaling; mitotic DNA replication checkpoint signaling. Lineage: Eukaryota; Fungi; Basidiomycota; Ustilaginomycetes; Ustilaginales. The record is from RefSeq and is a predicted model, not a curated record.
AUGAACAGGUCAGCAAGGGCGCACAGGUCCACGAAGAUCCCCAACGUUAAGCUCCGUCCUGCCCAAAGAGGCUUGGCUGAAUCAAUAUCGGCGUCUUCCUCUUCUUCAAACAAGCGAUCACGCCAACAAGACGAUCUGCUUGAUGACCGCGAAGAUGCGGCGCACUUUCGUCGACUCCGAGACGAUGGACACGACCAUGGCGCGCAUCUGGACGCCGACUUUAUCGGAUCUUCCGCCCGUCCGCUCAAGGGUGCCAUCAUAUCCAUCACCGGUCUCAGCGAUCUCAAGCCCAUUCUGACUCAAUAUGCUCGUGAACUCGGAGCCAGAGUUGAAGGAAACCUCACUGAAGACGUCACUCAUCUCAUUGCUGACCGCCCCGGUUCCGAAAAGUACCGUUUUGCGCUCCAACUUGGCAUGCAUAUUAUCCGCCCCGACUGGAUCCUAGACGUUCGUCAAGCAUGGCUCGCCGGUGACAAUGUGGAUGCUGAACAGCUCGAACAACAACAUCAGCUGCCCGCCUUGAGCAACAUCACCCUCUGCUUCUCCGCUCUGGUCGGGGCAGAACGUCGUAAAUUCGCUGGCCUAGCGAAAGAGCUCGGUGCUACUGUAUCCGACGAGCUGCGUUUCGAUGGCACCAUUACGCAUCUCGUCUCUGCCACCGCCGACCCUAAUGCGUCUAGCAGCGUACAGCAUCUUCUUCACUUUCUCGAUCGAGCUCGCCACGGUCGAAAUGGCUCUCGAGAGCAGGCAGCAUCCCGCAUCUUGGCAGUACGUCCAGAAUGGCUUAUCGACUGUCAGCAAGCUGGAGGUUGCCUGGACGAAGCAAUCUACUCCAUAUUUGCCAUGCUUCCAGAUCAACGUAGGCGCUCUGCCCUCAUCGACAAAGCACGCUCCAAACUUACUUCGCCGUUUAUCCGACACGAAGAACACGUCACUCUUCCAUUUCAAAGCCCUUUCAUUGCUUCGAGCCGAUCCAAGUUGACCCUGGCUGAAACUGACUCUCUGGCGCGCAACUCCCGCAAAGGCGGCGCCGAUCCUCAAGAUGUCGACGAUGAACAGCCUAUCACAUUGGGUUCAAGACAGAAAGCGGCAGCUGCUGCUGAAAAAUCCUUCGACAAUAUCCUAUCUCAACUCAGAAGCCACUCGAAUGCGUUCAAUACAACACGGAACACUCCCAACUCAGAGUCAGAUACCCUUCUUGCAUCUCGUCCAGACGCACCAACCUCCACUUCCGCAUCCUUAUCUACAUCUGCGCAGCCGUCCGCGCUGGCUCCCACAUCCACGUCCGUCCCUGCUCCACACAAUCCACAUCGCAACAGCCUUCUACGCAUGUCCCGUGCUUCUAGCUUCUCGCCCGUGCCAACGGCUCCCCGCGUCACGUCUCUCAGCAUGCGAAAGAACAUGAUCAAUGCCAGCAAGCUCGUCACCCUGCCGCACUCUAGUCAGUCUAGCGGUUCGCAGCAGAUUGCAACCAGCAGCCGCGAGGGUUGUUUCCAUGCAAAGACUUUCGCUACGCGCCUGGACGACUUCCAUCGCCAAAAGGUGCUCGAACAAGUGUUGCGGGACAAUGGCGCCACCAUCCUCCGCCUGGACCCGGCGACCCCGCCUGACUUUGUGGUUGUAGAUCCAAAAGCACCUGCUGCCUCUUUGAGGCCGCUUGUCGAUGCCAACAUGACACCGGUGCUGCAUUUCUGGAUCGAGUACUGCCUUCACCAUGAAACGUUUGUCGAGCCAAAGGAAUAUUUCGCUGCCUUGCCUGCUCUGGUGCCCCAACCGUUGCCCGACGGUGAGCAUUUGAGGCUGAUGCUACUCGGCUUCGACCCUGAUUCGCCAGAGCUCUACCACGCUCAGAAACUUGUCGUAGAGAUGGGCGGCAGCAUUAUUACUCAUUGGAAAGCCGAGUCUUUGACACACGUCGUCUGCGCCACACAGGAGAGCUUUGAAGGAAAACAUGCUCAACAUGCACGCAGCUGUGGUGUUCCCGUUGUCGGACUUGACUUCAUCAUCAAAGCAAGGCAGUCCGGUCGUCUGCUUCCGCCGCCCGUCUCCAUUGCGAUUACGGAGCCAUCUUCAUCGGCCCUGACCACGAGCAGCAGCAGCAGCAGCGGCGGCACCGCAACCAACAUGUACUCUGCCAUGGCUGCCUCAAAUGAACACCACAUUCACGAUAGUCUGGUCCAGUCUGGUCCAGAUCUGCCCUUGGCAGGCUGCACCGUUUCGAGAACCAAAGCAUUGGCCUCUCAAAGUGUGGUACUCGAACGCAAGGCUUUGCAGCUCGGAGCUUGUUGGCAAGCACAGGCUAGUGUGUCGACGACACAUCUCCUUCAUGGCGGCUCUGGCAUACCUCGCGAGGCCAAAGAACUCAAGACCGGUGUGUUCCUUGUGCACCCAAAAUGGCUCGAAAAGUGCAUCGAGCAGAACAUUCGAGUCGAUGAGAGUCUUUUCCCUUCUUCAAUGGAUCCGUCCAGAUCGCUGCUCACUGUGCUGUCCAGUUCAGAUGGAUCUGCUAGCGGUGACUUUCUCUCGCAAGCAUCACAGAACCUCUUGCAGCACGGAACGAGAUACACCCAGGCGAGCCAACGGACCCAUGCAGAGCUCAUUGCGGCGGCCAAGCCGUGGCACCGGUCAAUCUCGGCAGACGCCACGAGAUGCAAUGACGGCAACCAGCUCCUCGGCAGAGCGGAGGAAGCGGAUGGUCGACACAUACGAGGCCGAUCGGAAGAGAUUACCUUGAUGCAAGGAGUAGGCGAUGAAGUAGGAGACGCAGACUUGAUGCUUCAGGAUGCCAAAUUUGACGCUGAUGUGACGCUCACAGGGUACAUGGCUCAAGGUGAUGUGAGCAUGGAUGCUGACGACACUGCCCCAGCUCCCUCAAGUCAAACACUUUUCGAAGAUGAAGAGGCCGCAGCUGACGAAGAAAUUGGUGAAGUGCGCGGCGUGAAAAGUGUGGGCUCCGAAACGAAGGACCAAGCUAAGACAAAGGAGCUCGACAUGCUCAAGUCAGCUCAAAAGGAGAUGGUGUCAGCAGACAAAGUCAUCGAGCUCCUGAACCGCCGAACGUUGGCCUCAGCCACUCGCAAGAAGAAUCGCCUCCCGCCACGCGCCCGCAAGCAGCGCUCUGACGAGGAGGUGAAGCGCAGCAGCGGUUCGACCGACGCCAAGCUUGCUCCAGAAAAGGUGCUCGAAGCACAAGCACGGCUCGAUGCUCAACGCGCUGCCGAGGCUGCUGCUCAAGGGUACUCGCUCGGCAUGGACAAGGAGGUAGGCUUACCACCUAGUAGUCAGACGGGUCAGAGCUUCGAUGCCAGCGUUCGCAUUGUGUAUGAUGAUCCUGCUGCGGUGAGGGAGCGCACAAAGCUGCUCAAAGUGCUCGCCCAGCACCAGCAACCGCUUGCUCGAGCUGUGGACGACGAGGUACCGGCCGAUGGCAACGAAGAUCGCACCGGAAACGUCCGGAUGGAGAGGAUCGGAGAUGCUGCUCACGCGAAUGGCGCUCUCAAGCGCGGAGCCGAAGACACUUUCGGUGCUGCAAGACAAAGCAAAGCUUAUUGGGAGAAUCGCAACAGCGAGAGUCCGAACAAACGGCCUGCCGUUCGUCGACAGCCACUGGCGCGGCGCUGA